CAACCGACCGUGAUCCAAAAGAAAGUUCUCUCAUUGACUCACAUAUCAAUGAACACAGAUCUUUGAUUGUCAGACGGUGACAUCGAGUUCCGAGUUGCAGCGGGUGAUUUGGGCAUGUCACGUGCACGUGGCCAGCCGUAUUUGGCGGUGGCCCCGUUGGACUGGCAAGUCGUUGACGAUGGCCCCCUCGAGCUCUCCGCAUGUCCCUGGGGUGUUCUCAGCGUCCAAAGCCAAUGACAUUCCCGACUGCAUCAAGCCCUACAAAAACGAGGCCCUCAUCCGUCUUCGCAAUUCUACCGUUGGCUUGGUCGCGCUGGUCGUGACCACACAUAUUUUACCUCUUCCUUCGUUGUGGACGGCUGCCAAUGUCGUGCGUGAUCGUGGACAAAGCGAUAUAGGGUUUUUGUGGGGAGUUUGCGCUACCGAAUUAGGUUUCUUAGCCCUUCUGAUUCUGAACACCGCCCAAGCUGCCUACGCGCUAAGAUACCCCCGAAAACCACACUCCACACAUGUUUCUCCUGCAAAAGCCCUGCAAGUUACGCCUCAGAGUCAGAAAAAGCGACGUUCAAUUUUAUCGCCUGCUUCAAGUAUGGGUCCCCGAGCCCCCCAGCGCACAUCCUCCUUAUACACCUCUUCACCACUCUCGACACCUUCGCGUACGCUCUACUAUUCUAUGCCCAGCACACCCUCGCCAUUCAAUGCGUCACUGACCUCCUCAACGAGUUCAAUGCCACCGACGCCGUCGCCGUCGUUGGGGGCGUACCAUGCGAGACAUGGAGAUUCGCCAGGGCAACCGUUCGAUGGGCUGACGUUGAGCAAGCUCACGGAUGCUCAGAGUGACGAGGAAGAUUGAAUUGUAGAUGAUCAAGGGACGAACUGGAUGGUUCGUGUCGGAUUGUCGCUGUCGUCGAUGGCUGCUUUUUUUUUCCUGUUCGUGUUGCUUUUUGUGCAUUUACGGGUUCGUGCACUUACUGUAACUAAUGGCUAUAUACACAUAUGAGCAUGUUUCAAUAUCUGAAUGGG
This is a messenger RNA of Pisolithus orientalis, 1023 nucleotides long. RefSeq lists its product as uncharacterized. NCBI's taxonomy places the organism in Eukaryota, Fungi, Basidiomycota, Agaricomycetes, Boletales, Pisolithaceae. Bases 179 to 853 code for a protein of 224 amino acids. The transcript is spliced from 4 exons. The record is from RefSeq and is a predicted model, not a curated record.